Egretta garzetta (little egret) is the source of this 1415-nucleotide messenger RNA. It is a transcript of the gene MGME1, whose product is annotated as mitochondrial genome maintenance exonuclease 1. Gene Ontology annotation, cellular component: mitochondrion. The record is from RefSeq and is a predicted model, not a curated record. Lineage: Eukaryota; Metazoa; Chordata; Aves; Pelecaniformes; Ardeidae. Gene Ontology annotation, biological process: mitochondrial DNA replication. Gene Ontology annotation, molecular function: single-stranded DNA exodeoxyribonuclease activity.
UUUUAUUUGUGUUAAGUUCUCCAGUGUGGCUCAUCAUGCAAUACUUGAAGCAAUUCUACCAGUCUUCGAACACAAACUGUUUCAGAGAGAAGGGAGACACUUACUCUGAGAGAAAUAUCCAUUAAAUUCUGUUCUUUAUGUAUGAGAGUAGAUCCAGACCACUCCAACUCCGGUUCUUUUUUGUAAAUGGGGAAAAUAUGGUAACCUACAGACUGUUCCUAACAGAAGGAGGAAAACUCUAACUAGUCACAAAUGCUUCUCGUCAGAAUGAAAUUCCUAGAGCUACUGCCCAGGAAACUGGGGAAACUGGAAAUGCUUUUUCAAAUACCUUUUUGCCAAAAGCGAUUCCCAUAUAUGUGUCUGGCUACAUCCACGUGUCUUUAUAGCAAGAAGAAAAAAGUGAACAGUUAUGAACAAGUUGACCAAGAAAAAUACAAGAACUUGGUCUACUCUGUUACAUCUUACAAAACCAGUGCCCAAACACCAGAGACAAUAUUUGAAGAAGACAAUAUGUUAUAUGGGCCACCGGAUAAACACAGACCUUCAGUUAAAGCUGAAUCAAAAACUCCCAAGAACUGGGUUCCUUUAAUAAACCCCAACAAGAGAAUUCCCCUUCUCAACAGUGAUUCGAACCGCCCCAUGAAAAUCGCUUUACAAAAAACAAAAAUGCCCAGUGUUACCCGUAUUCUUCAACAGACUCUUUCUCCACAGCAAGCCUUUUAUCUAGAAAGAUGGAAGCAGAAAAUGAUACUGGAACUUGGAAAAGAUGGUUUUGCGGAGUAUACUAAAAAUCUCUUCCUCCAAGGAGAGCUCUUUCAUGCAGCUUUGGAAUCUAUAUUCCUGUCUGAAGAGGUGGAAACUAAGGAGCAGAGAGAAGAUGUUGCUAUUUCCGGCUACUUAUCAAGCGCACAACAUGUCUUAAAAGAUAUCAGCGAAGUGAAAGCUCUGGAAAGUGCGGUCCGAAAAAUUCAGUAUCUGGGCCUGGUAGACUGCGUGGCUAAGUAUCGAGGCCAGUUGUGUGUGAUUGACUGGAAGACUUCAGAGAAACCAAAGCCAUAUCUGAAGAAUACUUUUGACAACCCCUUACAGGUUGCAGCAUAUAUUGGAGCCAUAAAUCACGAUGCCAAUUACGACUUCCAGGUUAGCUGUGGACUCAUUGUGGUUGCCUAUAAGAAUGGCUCCCCUGCGCAUCCGCAUUUCAUGGAUCCCGAUCUGUGCUCGCAGUACUGGAAUAAGUGGCUUUUGCGCCUUGAAGAGUACAUGGACAGAAACUGACCCAAACUAAGCUAUGCAGAGACAAGUGGCUUUGGAGCACAGAGCCAAAGCAAGAAUCCUUUGUUGAAAUAUUUCAUUUCAAUACAUAUUCUUUUUUGAGUAACUUUGGCUAAUUUCUUAAUAUCAGGGGUUCCCCCCCC